Molecule: messenger RNA, 402 nt
Organism: Volvox carteri f. nagariensis
Lineage: Eukaryota; Viridiplantae; Chlorophyta; Chlorophyceae; Chlamydomonadales; Volvocaceae
Exons: 5
Source: RefSeq, a predicted model, not a curated record
GCUUUCUGUUUGAAAGCUGCACGAGUGCGCGGCCUCAGGUCUAACGAGGCUGCGACGUACAUGAGGCGCCUUAGCACAGUAUCGUGCACGGCUUUCUGUUUGAAAGCUGCACGAGUGCGCGGCCUCAGGUCUAACGAGGCUGCGACGUACGUGAGGCGCCUUAGCACAGUAUCGUGCACGGCUUUCUGUUUGAAAGCUGCACGAGUGCGCGGCCUCAGGUCUAACGAGGCUGCGACGUACGUGAGGCGCCUUAGCACGGUAUCGUGCACGGCUUUCUGUUUGAAAGCUGCACGAGUGCGCGGCCUCAGGUCUAACGAGGCUGCGACGUACGUGAGGCGCCUUAGCACGGUAUCGUGCACGACUUCCGAGCGGAACCUGGCUAGUGAUUUCCUAACGCGUUGA